AGAGGGGGUGACUUCGAACAACCGGAUGGGGGGUGGGGAUGGGUAGUCUGCUUUACUUCAAUGUGGGCAAAUGGAACUGUGUUUGGCAUUAUAAACACGUUUGGGAUUGUCUAUGUUCAUAUGAGAGACUUGUAUGCCAAAGAUGACCCAGAUGUAUCUUUCAAAACAUCGUGGGUCGGUUCGGUGUGCACAGGUACAACAUUCAUCAUGUGUAUGUUUGCAAGUAUUGUCAGUGACAGACUCGGAAUCAGAAAGACAGCCAUGUUUGGUGGAUUUCUUGGAUUCAUUGGUUUGCUGUCAAGUGCCUUUGUGAACCAGUUACAACUCCUUUAUCUUACGUAUGGAAUACUCCUAGGAGUCGGAUCCUCGUGUUCCUAUGCACCAUCACUUGUCAUCCUUGGACAUUACUUUAAAAAGCAUAUGGGCCUGGUGAAUGGACUAGUCACCUUUGGAAGUUCCAUGUUCACGAUAGGCCUCUCCCUGUGCCUCCCCGUCAUGUUGAAAGAAGUUGGACUUCGCUAUACAUUCAUCUUCUUAGGAGGACUGAACUUUUUGUUGAUAUUCUGUGCCAUAACAUGGAAGCCCUUGAUAAAGAGGGAGUCCAACCUGGCAAGUCUUGCUCUUUCAAAGGAAAGCAUUGUUGAACAUGUUAAUGACUGUUGUUCAUGGACAAAGAAGUUCCUCAAUGUGAAUAUUUGGAAAAAUAAGGGAUACGUUGUUUGGGCAUUUUCAAAUGGUGUUUCUCUUUUUGGAUAUUUUGUACCAUUUGUACAUUUGGUAAAACACACCAAUGACCGAUUCCCCAGUUAUAAUGGCAGCUUGUUGGUCAUGUGCAUGAGCAUCACUUCAGGGGUGGGCAGAAUUUUGUUUGGGAAGGUCGCCGACUUUGCCUGGGUCAACCGAAUAAGAAUGCAACAGUUUGCUUUUCUUAUUCUGGGUGUGACAACCAUGUGCAUUCCAUUUGCCAACAACUUUCCAAGUCUCAUCGCCAUCACCCUGGUCAUGGGCAUCUGUGACGGUAUAUUCAUCUGCCUCCUUGGACCAAUUGCCUUUGAUCUUGUGGGUCCCACCGGUGCCUCACAAGCCCUCGGCUUCCUCUUUGGGAUAUUCAGUCUUCCAAUGACAGUUGGGCCCCCCAUUGCUGGUCUCCUGUAUGAUCACCUUGGUUCCUACAACAUAGCAUUCCACUGUGCAGGUGCCCCUCCCAUUAUUGGGGCCAUCAUCAUGUUCCUCAUUCCACGCACCAAACAGACAUACCCUGGUGUUACUGACACACAAGAAUUUGCUGCAGUGUCUCAACAAAACAUUUUUGAUGGACCAGAUAACAACUAUGAUGAUGAAGUCACAGUAAAUGGAAAGGGUCCAUCAGCCACAGAGAUGAUUGUUGUUGAGGGCCAUGAUCUACUGGAAGAAUUUGCUGCCAGCUCGGAGAAGCAGGCGUUAUACAAAGAGGAAGUGAAAGCAGAGUUAUCUACCCCUGAUGAUGCACAUGAUGAUGGGAUUCGGGCAUAACACUGUUUGUUGUAAAUAUGCAUCACCGACGAAGGUCAUGAUUACUAUGCAAGUGAUAUAAGGAAUCAAAAUUUGAGACUGUGAUCAAUACAAAUGUGAUGUAUUUUUGUUAAAUGAACGAUUAAAGUUUGUUAUCUUUAUCUCAAGGCAUAAUUUAUUUCCUUGCAUAUAUUGUAUUGAUAGCAAACUGCAUCUAAGUAGUCAUUUUAAAAGUCAACACAACUCUCUGUGAAAUAAAAUGUAGUGCCAGUUUAAAUCUGUAAUGAAAACUAUGUGUACACAUUUGUUUGUUGUUUGUUUCUGUUGUACAAGAUAAAUUUCUUUUACAACCUUGGCCCUCUUUAAACUGACUGAGCAUUAAGGUGGACAUAAUUCUGAUUCAAUACAAUCUCAUUUAGAUCAGAUUUGUCUUACUCCGAUAUGAUACUCGCCUGAAUAGCUUCAAAAUUGCUGAUGCGGCAAGCAAUCUUCACUCACUCCCGAUAUGAUACCUCUCUGUGUGAAGACCUCCAUAGGACGUCGUGUCACGUCAGGCGAACUUACACAGCCAAUCAGUCUUGAAACUUCUAAAUUCUCGGUGUGAGUGAGCAAAGCAUUUAGAGUUAAGCGUGUCUGAUUUCUGUCUCUUAAAAAGGAAUAUAAUUGGGGAGUUCAGAUUAUAUAAGAAUAAAGUGAGUGAGUGAGUAUGGUUUACCGCCGCCUCUAGCAAUAUUCCAGCAACAUCACGGCGGGGGACACCAGAAAUGGGCUUCACACAUUGUACCCAUGUCGGGAAUCGAACCCGGGUCUUCAGCGUGACGAGCGAAGCGAAGGCUUUUAACACUAGGCUACCCGACCGCCCAGUAAAAGAAUAAAGCUGCACAAUGAUAUUGUUGUGGAUAUUCUAUUCACCAUGUCAUUUCUCAGUGCCAUGACAUGUACACCAGAAGGGUGUACUGUUGAUGGUAUAUUUGUGUUGUGUAAUGGUUAUCAUUUGUGAAUAUCAAAAAUGACCAAAUUGAGGUGGCAAAGAAAUAAAGCUGAAUCGUUUUAGAAAAUUCAGACAUCUGACUGGCUCUAGAACCAUGCAUCGUUCAUUUGACGUGACCUAUGGCGGUGUCCUCAGAAGUUCAUGCAGAAGGUUAUCGCAUUGGAGUAAAAGAUGUGAUUUUAAUGAGAUUGAAUACUAUAGCAGGAGAUAGAAUAGAUUAUUGCAAGAGGGCCUAGAUUGUAUCAGAACAUAUAUUUAGGGCUUGAAUGAAUAGCAUUGAGUUUGAAGAAAGUCAUUUUUUAACUGUUGUGUGAAAUGAAUAAUUUCCAGUUGAAUGUGUGAUGAUGAGAGUGAAUGUACACUUGCUUGUGUAGGUUGUAUAAACAUAUGUAACAUAUAUGUAACAUAUUUAAUCAUUUACCACAUGCUACAGUUCAUGCAGACAUCAGGUUCUUCAUCUGAAGUCAGAUGGUGCUGGCAUUUGUGAUUUUGAUUAUUUAUUUCAUCACAGUACAUAACCUGUAUAUCCAUCCUCUGUUUUCCAGUGUCUUAUGUCUCAAUUCUGACAGUUACCCAGGAUGCUUUUGCUACCAUGGCUUCCUAUUCAGUCCAUUUUGAACCGAACAUCAUUAAAAGUAGCAGUCUAAUCAAAUUACACAGAGGAGUGAGAGAAAUGAUAUGAGAAAGGAGAAAGUGAUCUGUUUGUGAUAUGGAAAAAGAGAUGGUGACAUCACUUCUGAAACAGAGCUUAUGCAGGGUUAGACCUGAAUGCCCGCAAGCCGAGGGUUAGUACAAAUUCCAGCAGGCUAAUACAACUUUCCCAAUUUCCUCUUUGUCAUAGCGACCCAUGCUUGCCGAAAAAGGUGACUAUGCUUGUCAUAAAAGGUGACUAACGGGAUUGGGUGGUCAGGCUUGCUGGCUUGGUUGAUGCUUGUCACUGAACCCAAUUGCGUGGAUCGAUGC
Molecule: messenger RNA, 3445 nt
Organism: Haliotis rufescens (red abalone)
Lineage: Eukaryota; Metazoa; Mollusca; Gastropoda; Lepetellida; Haliotidae
Product: monocarboxylate transporter 10-like
Exons: 6
Biological process (GO): transmembrane transport
Molecular function (GO): monocarboxylic acid transmembrane transporter activity
Source: RefSeq, a predicted model, not a curated record